AUGACCCUACACAUGUCAGCAAGUCUCGUGAACCCUACGAGCUGCCUGCCUCGCGUAAAGAACCACCCUUCCUCGAAUGACCUCUUCCAGGCUCUUGGACAUCUCUCACUUCUCUACUCUCCCCAGUCGCUCAAUCAGGACGAGGCUUCACUCUUCGCAGCGUGCAGCAGCAAUGACGAUUGCGAUCGUUUGGAAUAUCAGGAUGCCAUCGACGCUGCCAAAGUGGACGACCACGAGAGGCGUUAUGCUAUGGACUGGCUCACACGAGUCAUCGGCAGCGGCCUUUACUGGGUGGAAGAUGGAUCCAGUAUCACGUCGGCGGACGCUCUUUUGGAUCUUGCCGGGCGCAUCUUAGGAGGUCAUGCCAGUCUUGAGGAAGCUGGUGCUAUCUCUCGCGAGUUUCGCUUCCCUCUGAAAGACCCCGUGGUCGUCCCCAAGGAGGAUCUGCGGGACUUGUCGUCUGCCACUACUUCAUCGGAGACCAUCGAAAUCUUUCUUCGAGACGAUCCUCUGCCACCGUCAGACACGCAGUCGGAGACCGCUGCACAGAGUGGGAAUGGCUCCAACCAAGAUGCUGCGGCCGCGGUUGGAGUGCAAACUUGGGGAGCGUCCAUCAUUGUCAGCGACGUCCUCGUUCGACAUCCCACCCUCUUUCACCCCGGGCUUGCUCGAGCCUCCGACAAGCGGCUAAGAAUCGCGGAACUGGGAGCCGGAACGGGUCUGCUGGGCAUGGCGACAGCCAAGCUCCUUCAGCAGACGCAGAUUCCCGCUGAUAUCGUCCUGACCGACUACCACACACAGGUGCUGAGCAAUUUGGAGCACAAUGUGCAGGAGAACUUUCCCACUACGGACGAGUCCGCAAGCUCAGCCUCGGUCACGGUCGAGCCUCUGGAUUGGCUCGAGGUCCACAAUGAGGUGCUUCAAGGCGCUCUGGAUCUCGAACAGCCCAAAUACGACCUGAUGCUGUUGGCCGACGUCAUCUACGCGCCUGAGCAUGCACUUUGGAUCCGCUCCUCGAUCGAAGCACUGUUGCGCAAGCCGAGCAGCGACGACAACGCCAUAGAGUCGGCGUCUCGCGCUCACAUUAUCAUGGCUGUUCGAGGCACGGGCAAGUUCGAAGGUCUCCACAAAACGGUCGAAGACGCUUUCAUGCCGCGCGUACGGUCAACAGCCGCCCCUUCACUCAGCACUUCUCUCGCUGGGACGCCGCUGGAUACGAUGCCUGGGACACCCGCUUUGACAGCAGAGACGUCCGGAGCAGUCGAUCAGAAGGGCCACGUUAGCCACAGUGCCCUCCUGCGCUCUCGGAUGGACAAGGUUUCCCUUCAGCAAGCUUGCUCAACAGGACCGCAAUUGACCAUCCUCAAGCGACGCAGGCUGGACAAGCGAUCCAACGUCGGGCGAAACGACGAGCAAGAGUACCUCUGGUUCGAGGUUGGCUGGACCAUGUGA
Kalmanozyma brasiliensis GHG001 is the source of this 1452-nucleotide messenger RNA. Its product is annotated as Nicotinamide N-methyltransferase-like protein. The transcript has a single exon. The record is from RefSeq and is a predicted model, not a curated record. Lineage: Eukaryota; Fungi; Basidiomycota; Ustilaginomycetes; Ustilaginales. Bases 1 to 1452 code for a protein of 483 amino acids.